Messenger RNA from Rhagoletis zephyria (snowberry fruit fly), 775 nucleotides. Its product is annotated as organic cation transporter 1-like. Gene Ontology annotation, cellular component: membrane. The record is from RefSeq and is a predicted model, not a curated record. NCBI's taxonomy places the organism in Eukaryota, Metazoa, Arthropoda, Insecta, Diptera, Tephritidae. Gene Ontology annotation, molecular function: transmembrane transporter activity. Gene Ontology annotation, biological process: transmembrane transport.
CUAACCAACUACACGCUGGAUGAGUGGCGACGUCUUACACUGCCAACGCAGAAGGAUAAUCGCGGUACCAGCACACACAGUAGCUGUGAAAUGUAUAAUGCAAAUUUUACGGAAAUCAUCGAUUGGCAGCAUUGGAAUAAAACCAAGUCAAAUGUAACAGCUUGCCAGAAUGGCUGGAGUUAUGAUCGAACGUGGUACGAUGACACCAUCCCGAGCAAGGAGAACUGGGUUUGCUCCAGAAGUUUGUAUGUAACGAACGCAUUUGUUGUGGGACGCGUGGCAGAAGGUGUCGGAUCAUUUGUGCUGGGACAAAUGGGUGACGUUUAUGGACGUCGCUUUGUUUACUACAUCAGCAUUGCGUUCUGUGCGCUGGGACGGUCAUUCUCCAUAUUAACAACCAACUUAUAUUGGGUGUUCCUAUUCUGCACGGGAUUAACUGGAUUCGCGGUGAAUAGUUUGUUUCAAUCGCCACAGAUUAUUGGCAUGGAAAUAUCAAGAGAGUAAGUGGAAUGCUGUAUAAAACAAUUAUCACCAAGCAAACUUUAUUGAACUCAUAAUGAAAAUGCUAAUGGAGUGUAAACAUACAUACAUGCAUACUAGGGCUGAUGAUUUCACCCAAGGCUUCGGCACGGGCGGAAUAUAUGCAUAUGUAUGUACAUUUACAUAAUUGGAGAAAGAGAUCGUAUAUUACUUAACAUGUUUUUCCUUAUUAUAGCUUGAAAAUAUAUACAUAUAUAUGUUUUAUCCAACGAGUGGUGAAGAUCUUAUAGUUUUA